ACGAGCGCCGCCAUUUUGUUUGGCUGGACGGGAGCGAGCGGCGCUCUGGGGGAGGGGUCGCGUAGGCGCCUCACCUGACCCUGCAGCCGCGCAGUUGCUGCUCCGGGGCAGGUCUCCUUCCAGGCCAGGGGCCCGGAAUCAUGUACAUAAAGCAGGUGAUUAUCCAGGGUUUUCGAAGUUACAGAGAUCAAACAAUUGUAGAUCCCUUCAGUUCAAAACAUAAUGUGAUUGUGGGCAGAAAUGGAUCUGGAAAAAGUAACUUUUUUUAUGCAAUUCAGUUUGUUCUCAGUGAUGAGUUUAGUCAUCUUCGUCCAGAACAGCGGUUGGCUUUAUUGCAUGAAGGUACUGGUCCUCGUGUUAUUUCUGCUUUUGUGGAGAUUAUUUUUGAUAAUUCAGACAACCGGUUACCAAUUGAUAAAGAGGAAGUUUCACUUCGAAGAGUUAUUGGUGCCAAAAAGGAUCAGUAUUUCUUAGACAAGAAGAUGGUCACGAAAAAUGAUGUGAUGAACCUCCUUGAAAGUGCUGGUUUUUCUCGAAGCAAUCCUUAUUAUAUUGUUAAACAAGGAAAGAUCAACCAGAUGGCAACAGCACCAGAUUCUCAGAGAUUAAAGCUAUUAAGAGAAGUAGCUGGUACUAGAGUGUAUGAUGAACGAAAGGAAGAAAGCAUCUCCUUAAUGAAAGAAACAGAGGGCAAACGGGAAAAAAUCAAUGAGUUGUUAAAAUACAUUGAAGAGAGAUUACAUACUUUAGAGGAAGAAAAGGAAGAACUAGCUCAGUAUCAGAAGUGGGAUAAAAUGAGACGAGCCCUGGAAUAUACCAUUUACAAUCAGGAACUUAACGAGACUCGUGCCAAACUUGAUGAGCUUUCUGCUAAGCGAGAGACUAGUGGAGAAAAAUCCAGACAAUUAAGAGAUGCUCAGCAGGAUGCAAGAGAUAAAAUGGAGGAUAUCGAACGCCAAGUUAGAGAAUUGAAAACAAAAAUUUCAGCUAUGAAAGAAGAAAAAGAACAGCUUAGUGCUGAAAGACAAGAACAAAUUAAGCAGAGAACUAAGCUGGAGCUUAAAGCCAAGGAUUUACAAGAUGAACUAGCAGGCAAUAGUGAACAAAGGAAACGUUUAUUAAAAGAGAGGCAGAAGCUGCUUGAAAAAAUAGAAGAAAAGCAGAAAGAACUGGCAGAAACAGAACCUAAAUUCAACAGUGUAAAAGAGAAAGAAGAACGAGGAAUUGCUAGAUUGGCUCAAGCUACCCAGGAAAGAACAGAUCUUUAUGCAAAGCAGGGUCGAGGAAGCCAGUUUACAUCAAAAGAAGAAAGGGAUAAGUGGAUUAAAAAGGAACUCAAGUCUUUAGAUCAGGCUAUUAAUGACAAGAAAAGACAGAUUGCUGCUAUACAUAAGGAUUUGGAAGACACUGAAGCAAAUAAAGAGAAAAAUCUGGAGCAGUAUAAUAAACUGGACCAGGAUCUUAAUGAAGUCAAAGCUCGAGUAGAAGAACUGGACAGAAAAUAUUACGAAGUAAAAAAUAAAAAAGAUGAACUACAAAGUGAAAGAAACUACUUGUGGAGAGAAGAGAAUGCAGAACAGCAAGCACUUGCUGCUAAAAGAGAAGAUCUUGAAAAGAAGCAACAACUUCUUAGAGCAGCAACUGGAAAGGCCAUUUUAAAUGGAAUAGACAGCAUAAACAAAGUGCUAGACCACUUUCGUCGAAAAGGAAUAAACCAGCAUGUUCAAAAUGGCUAUCAUGGUAUUGUAAUGAAUAACUUUGAAUGUGAACCAGCUUUCUACACAUGCGUGGAAGUCACUGCUGGAAACAGGUUAUUUUAUCACAUUGUUGAUUCAGAUGAAGUCAGCACGAAGAUUUUAAUGGAGUUUAAUAAAAUGAAUCUUCCUGGAGAGGUUACUUUUCUGCCUCUUAACAAGUUAGAUGUCAGGGAUACAGCCUAUCCUGAAACCAAUGAUGCUAUUCCUAUGAUCAGCAAACUGAGGUACAAUCCCAGAUUUGACAAAGCUUUCAAACAUGUGUUUGGAAAGACUCUUAUUUGUCGUAGCAUGGAAGUUUCAACCCAGCUGGCCCGUGCUUUCACUAUGGACUGUAUUACUUUGGAAGGUGACCAAGUCAGUCAUCGGGGUGCUCUAACUGGAGGUUAUUAUGACACAAGGAAGUCUCGACUUGAAUUGCAAAAAGAUGUUAGAAAAGCAGAGGAAGAACUAGGUGAGCUUGAAGCAAAGCUCAAUGAAAACCUGCGCAGAAAUAUUGAAAGGAUUAAUAAUGAAAUUGAUCAGUUGAUGAACCAAAUGCAACAGAUCGAGACCCAGCAAAGGAAAUUUAAAGCAUCUAGAGAUAGCAUAUUAUCAGAAAUGAAGAUGCUAAAAGAGAAGAGGCAGCAGUCAGAGAAAACCUUCAUGCCUAAGCAACGUAGCUUACAGAGUUUGGAGGCAAGCUUGCACGCUAUGGAGUCUACCAGAGAGUCAUUGAAAGCAGAACUGGGAACUGAUUUGCUUUCUCAACUGAGUUUGGAAGAUCAGAAGAGAGUAGAUGCACUGAAUGAUGAGAUUCGUCAACUUCAGCAGGAAAACAGACAGUUGCUAAAUGAAAGAAUUAAAUUAGAAGGUAUUAUUACUCGAGUAGAGACUUACCUCAAUGAGAAUCUGAGAAAACGUUUGGACCAAGUAGAACAGGAACUUAAUGAGCUGAGAGAGACAGAAGGGGGUACUGUUCUCACUGCCACAACAUCAGAACUUGAAGCCAUCAAUAAAAGAGUAAAAGACACUAUGGCACGAUCAGAAGAUUUGGACAAUUCCAUUGAUAAAACAGAAGCUGGAAUUAAGGAGCUUCAGAAGAGUAUGGAGCGCUGGAAAAAUAUGGAAAAAGAACAUAUGGAUGCUAUAAAUCAUGAUACUAAAGAACUGGAAAAGAUGACAAAUCGGCAAGGCAUGCUAUUGAAGAAGAAAGAAGAGUGUAUGAAGAAAAUUCGAGAACUUGGAUCACUUCCCCAGGAAGCAUUUGAAAAGUACCAGACACUGAGCCUCAAACAGUUGUUUCGAAAACUUGAGCAGUGCAACACAGAAUUAAAGAAGUACAGCCAUGUUAACAAAAAGGCUUUGGAUCAGUUUGUAAAUUUCUCCGAGCAGAAAGAAAAGUUAAUAAAGCGACAAGAAGAGUUAGAUAGGGGUUACAAAUCGAUCAUGGAGCUGAUGAAUGUACUUGAACUUCGGAAAUACGAAGCUAUUCAGUUAACUUUCAAACAGGUAUCCAAGAACUUCAGUGAAGUAUUCCAGAAGUUAGUACCUGGUGGCAAAGCUACUUUGGUGAUGAAGAAAGGAGAUGUGGAGGGCAGUCAGUCUCAAGAUGAAGGAGAAGGGAGUGGUGAGAGUGAGAGGGGUUCUGGCUCACAAAGCAGUGUCCCAUCAGUUGACCAGUUUACUGGAGUUGGAAUUAGGGUGUCAUUUACAGGAAAACAAGGUGAAAUGAGAGAAAUGCAACAGCUUUCAGGUGGACAGAAAUCCUUGGUAGCCCUUGCUCUGAUUUUUGCCAUUCAGAAAUGUGACCCAGCUCCAUUUUACUUGUUUGAUGAGAUUGACCAGGCUCUGGAUGCUCAGCACAGAAAGGCUGUGUCAGAUAUGAUUAUGGAACUUGCUGUACAUGCUCAGUUUAUUACAACUACUUUUAGGCCUGAACUGCUUGAGUCAGCUGACAAAUUCUAUGGUGUGAAGUUCAGAAAUAAGGUUAGUCAUAUUGAUGUGAUCACAGCCGAGAUGGCCAAAGACUUUGUAGAAGAUGAUACCACACAUGGCUAGUUGGAAAAUACUACCUACUGGUUUGGGAGAUGUGUAUAGUAAUAUGAUUCUCAUACCCAGGAACUGUAAAUUUAAACCUAAAUAUUUGGCCAAUAGUUUUCAGACUUAAAGCAUCAUAGUCCUUUUAUAUUUGUCUUUGUAUUUUAUAAGAUACUCUGUAAUGUCAUGUUUGUACUUAUAGUUUAAGAAUUUAAUUUCCUGCACAACUUUUUGUAAAAUGUUCUCCUAUUUUAAAUGUUUUGAAACACGCUAAAUAUUCUUUCCUAAUUAUUUUAUCACUUAUACUGCCUUUUUUAUAGCUUCAAUUAAAUAAUCGGUUUUAUGACUAAU
Molecule: messenger RNA, 4124 nt
Organism: Nomascus leucogenys (northern white-cheeked gibbon)
Lineage: Eukaryota; Metazoa; Chordata; Mammalia; Primates; Hylobatidae
Gene: SMC3
Product: structural maintenance of chromosomes 3
Biological process (GO): mitotic sister chromatid cohesion
Cellular component (GO): chromosome
Molecular function (GO): double-stranded DNA binding; cohesin loader activity; protein binding
Source: RefSeq, a predicted model, not a curated record